This is a messenger RNA of Trypanosoma conorhini, 2604 nucleotides long. RefSeq names its product zinc-binding phosphatase. Lineage: Eukaryota; Euglenozoa; Kinetoplastea; Trypanosomatida; Trypanosomatidae. The coding region runs from base 1 to 2604 and encodes 867 amino acids. The transcript has a single exon. The record is from RefSeq and is a predicted model, not a curated record.
AUGUCCAAAGGCACAUCCUCCGAGCAGCUGGUCGGCGAGAGGAGUUCCAUUGAUAUCCGGCACACCGCCAUCGAGGGCGAGGCGGCGGCCCUGCUGUACCCCGCAGAUGACGACAGACAGCCGCUGCGUUGUGCACUGACCAUCUCCAACUAUCGGGUUGUGGUUCGCCCCGAGGGGGGCGGUCGUGUUGCGGAGGCGCUGGGUUUCUCGCUGCCGCUCCUGUCGAUUGCGUCGUGGAACGUGCAGCGCAAACCAAUGAGUGGGAAGCCGCGUGCCGUGUUUCAGUGGGGGCGGGGGCAGACAGCUGUCGACCACGACGCGGCAACGCACUCGCCAGAGGAGAUGGCGCCCCCGCCACUCGUCCAAAGCAACUUCCCGUCAGCCGGGUACACGCUGAGGAUCGUCUCUAAGCACCUUUGGGAGGUGGAGGUUCAGCUGCAGGGAGAGCGUGUGGCGACCACCGUGCGGGAUCUGUGGCGGUACUUCCAGGCCCCGCAGCUGAAGUGCAUGCCGGCCUUUCUGCUCUACAGGGAGCUCUACGCCGCACGACGCGAAGACGUCACCGUGGAUGAUGUUGAUGACACUGAAGAAACACACCGGCCGGCAGCGGCAGCGGCAGCGGCGGGGGGUGAUAGUCCGCGCAGCAUCGACGGGGGCCACGAGGGCGGCGGCGUCGAGGCGGAGAGCGCUGCAAAUCUCCUGGACACCGUCGAGUUUGGCUGGAAUUUGUAUGACGCGGACCGAGAGCUGGAGCGGCAGCUCUCGCUUUCCCCCGGCACGGCGGUGCCAAGCGCCAGCGAUGAGACCCGCGUCGGCCCCAAGCGCGACCUGCGGCCGUGGUUUCGCUUGACGUGCGUCAAGCAGCCGAGCAACGGCUACGGCAAGUCGCCGACGUACCCGUUUCGUGUGGUGGUCCCCAACGCCGCAAGUGACGAGUUGUUGGAGGCUGCCAUGACCACCCGCUCCCGCGCGCGAUUCCCCGCCGUGUCGUUUGUGCACCUCGGGAGCGGCGCCGUGCUCGCGCGCGCCUCGCAGCCUUUGUCGAGGUCCCCGGCGCUGCGCCAGGACGGCGAGCUCUGUCGCAUGUUUACAAACAGCGGAUACCACGCCCACAGCGCCGAACCCCGCGGUGAGGCCCCUGUGGCGAUGUCGCUUGCGCCGCUCAGCAGCAGGCCGGUGCCGCCGCCCUCGCUCUUCGAGGCCUCGUUGGAUGAGCCCGCGAGGCGGCGCCUGUCAUCUGCCGCGCCGCAGGAGACAACUGCAGCGGCCCCGCGAUCUCAGCGAACCCUCUUCGUCGUUGACUGCCGACCGUCCAACGCGGCCCAUGCGAACCUUGCCAUGGGCGGGGGUUACGAGAGCGGCGCCACUCAUGACUUCUGCGAGGUGAAGUUUCACGGCAUCGAAAACAUUCACAGCAUCUCCAAGUCCUUCGCAAAGUUGAAGACCCUCAUUCAUAGAUUCAAUGGAAAGGAGGCGAGGGAGGAUUUUCUCCAGCAGCUUGACGGGACGCGGUGGCUGAGCCACGUCCAACGGGUCUUGCUGUGCUCCAACAAGAUUGCCGAGUCCCUCGAUCUCGGCGACUCCUGCCUCGUGCACUGCACCGAUGGGUGGGAUCGCACCCCGCAGUGCACCGCUACCGCCAUGUUGCUGCUAGACCCUUUUUAUCGCACCAUCAUUGGGUUUUGUGUGCUGGUGGAGAAGGAGUUUUGCUCGUUUGGCCACAAGUUUGCGGAGCGGUGCGGUCAUCAGGUGCCAGGGGAGACUACCUACACCUCCGACGCCGGGGUUGCCGGGUCCGACACGGAGGCGCAGCAAUCGGCCGCAAAGCUGCAGCCGUCGCCCAUCUUUGUGCAGUGGAUGGACGUGGUGUUUCAGGUGGUGCGCCAGUUUCCGCGGGAGUUCGAGUUCACCCCACGGCUGCUGGAGUACCUCAGCGAGGAGGUCUACGCCUGCCUCUACGGGACGUUCCUCUGCAACGGGGAGAAGGAGCGCAUGUUUGAGGGGGUGCGUCUGGGGACGGCGUCCAUAUGGACCCACGUGGUGCGCGCGGCGGCGAGGGAGCGCGCGGGGAACGCGCCGCUCUACUUCGUCAACGACGCCUACGACUCCGCAACGGCCUGGCAGUACAUCUCAAAGAAACGCGGAAGUGGUAUUCAGCGAAUCGCACCCAACUGUAGCAGCAAACGCAUUGUCUUUUGGGAGUCCUUUUACCUGCGGCACGAUGGGGACAACUGUUCCAUAGACCUUUGCGGUGGACCGCAGCGGGUGACGAAGAGAGUGGCGUUUCACAAAGACUGGGAGGGCUAUUUUACUGGUCUUGUGCGGGACUCAUGUGUGGCACGCAGAAAGGAGGUGGCAGAGAUGCGGCGACAGUUGCAAAACCUUUCUGUUGGGCGUCCGACGUUGACCGCUGCGAGCUCCGUGCCGGGGAAGGCGAACUCCAGGACGUGCCGUCAGUGCGGCAAGGCGCUCGGCUUCUUCUCCGCGCGGGAGCAGUGCAGCAGAUGCGGAUCCACCCUGUGCAGCGGCUGCGCGAUCUCCGCCGGCGGCGACCUCAAGUUGUGCCUCGAUUGUUACAAGCUGUGUGAGUGGAAUAGUCAGUAG